GCACACACUGCAUUAUGAAUGGGACGCUUUAUUCUCUCAUACUGGGCGGUAUUAUCAUUUGAAAUCUGAUGUUAGCUAACGUUAGUUAGUUGUCGCCUAAAAUAAUCAAAGGGAAAGAUUUAACUCUCCUGUCACUGCUUAAGAAGGGAAAACAUGGUCAAAUGGACUCCAACAGUGAAGACGGAGAGUACCAAGCAGCCCAGUAUAGAGUGACCUAUCCUCACGGGAGAAACACAAAAGCGGCGGACUAUGAUAAGAAUGAGGAGUUCAACAAAAAGAGGUAUCCCGUGAGUCGCUCUGGCAACAACCCAGGCAGAGUGAAGCGCGUAGUGUCAUGUAAGAGGAAGACCCAUCAUCUGACAGUGGCUCGGAGAAAGCAGGUCGGGACCGGGAGGACUUGUGAUGCUGCAAACAAGGAGAAUGAGAUGAACUGCAUGCAGGACAUGAAACAGGAGAUAUUUGACAUGGACCUCUGGGAGUUCCCACUAAAUGUCAAUAACAACCACAGGACUGGUAGAACUGGUUCUGAGCAAGCAGACUACAGUACACUCACUGAGCUCACAAGGGAUCAUAGCACAAUGACUGAUGUGCUCUUUGGAAGAAAUCUGAGACUCAAAGUGUCUUUAACAUUGUGGCAGAGAAAUGUUGGAGAGCUGUUGACAUACUUCCUGAGAAUCCAAGACAUUGGUGUGUUUGUUGAUUUUCUCCCAUUGAUAAGCAAAAGCAUUGAUGACGAUUCCCCCAAGAUUACCAUUGGCUGCUGUGUUGAACUCUUUCCUUUAGUUAAAAAAGUCCUCAACAAUCCAUAUGAAGAGUAUCUUAUUGUUGGUUUAAAGUGGAUCAAUUCAGUUUUGAAAAACUGGUGGGAGGAACUAAGGGCAAGUGGCUACAGUGGAUCAACUAAACUCCCAUUGGAUGAAAAUUUCCAGGCCUUUAAUCAGCAGUUAUUGGAGUUAUGGCAUCAGCAACCUUUACUGAAAUCUGUCCCAGGAACUGCUGGAGACAUGGCGAAGGUCAUUGAUUCCUUCCUGUCUCAGCUUACUUGACGGCAAUGAAGAACCAGAUAAUUAAGUGACUGUUCUCUGGUAGCAGCCCCGCAAGAAUCCUUAGUAGAAUCAUUAGACUGGAGCUGCUGCUGUUUCCACAGAGAAGUGCCUUUUAGCUCGUAUCUGUCCUGAGGUAAUGUCUGUAGAGCUUGAUGUAUUUAUUGGCUUGCAGAGCAACUUGAACACAAGUACUGAAAAUGUGCAAUAUAAAUGUAAUCAUUGUCUUUUGAUUGACCAAGUAGGAUAGAUGUUGUAAUUAUGAUCAACAAAAAGAUUUUGAUCAUUGUGCAGUUUGAGUUGUCACAGAAACUUAAAGGCUUUUGUUAGUGUAAGAAUGAAUGUAAGAAUUUAGUUUUAUUGACAUGUUGUAUGUGUCUGUUCUCUUUAAUUGCCCCAUUUGUGAUGAAUAAAGUUUG
Molecule: messenger RNA, 1462 nt
Organism: Morone saxatilis (striped sea-bass)
Lineage: Eukaryota; Metazoa; Chordata; Actinopteri; Moronidae
Product: KATNB1-like protein 1
Exons: 10
Coding region: 162-1046 (294 amino acids)
Cellular component (GO): nucleolus
Molecular function (GO): microtubule binding
Source: RefSeq, a predicted model, not a curated record